GGACGUUUACCUGAGCGCACCUUUCUCAGGAACGCAGAAUGACCAGAAGCCCUCGUCGCCGCUGACUUGACUCGCUGCGCCGCACAGAGAAAGAAGUUUACAGAUCGCAGUGCCUGACCUCAGAACAGCCCACACCUCACCCGGCACCGAGCGUACCUGGAGGCAGAGGACGAGCUGCAUGCGUCCGUCAGGUGUUUCUGCAAACACAGGUAAACAGAGACCAAUAAAGCAGUUGUACCACAAGAGCCUGCAGUACUAUCUGACGUGAUGACAUCAGAGGACCUCUUAAACACUCUGGAAGAUUUGGGAGAUGAAGAGUUUGAUAAAUUCAAGUGGUUCCUGCAGCAUGGUGAUGUCCUUCGGGGGCGCCCUGCCAUCAGAAAGAGCCGUCUGGAGACGUCAAAGCGACUGGAAACUGUGGACCUGAUCAUACAAACCUAUGAACUCCAAGGAGCUUUGGAGGUGACCAAGGUGGUUUUAGAGAGAAUUAACAGAAAUGACCUGCUGCAGAGUUUUUCUGUCAGCAGCCCAACAACCGAAGUGCACAUCAAUGGUGGGAAGACUUCAAAGAAGAAAGGGGAUGAAAAUGAUGGUGGGAAAACCGCAAAGAAGAAAGAUGACGAUAACAAUGAUGGGAAGACUUCGAAGAAAAAAGCAGAUGAUGAAGAUGGAGGGAAGAGCCCAAAGAAGAAAGGGGACAAUGACAGUGAUGGGAAGACUUCAAAGGAAGAAGCGGAUAAUGAAGAUGGUGGGAAGACUACGAAGAAGAAAGGAGAUGACGGCAGUGUUGGGAAGGCUAAAAAGAAGAAAGGACUUUUCUCCUCUAAGACUCAGGCUCCUACUUCUGAGACUGAUGAUAUGAUGGUUCCAGUACCAGAGCCACAUCCCAUCACAUUUUACCAGCAGAUGCUUCAGUCAAAUUUCCAGGAUAAAUUUUUGGGUGCAGAAGAAGAGUGGGCAAAAGACACACAGCAUCUGGCUGAUAUCUACACAGAGCUGUACAUCACAGCCAGGUGUGGCGCACAUUUCCACACACAGCACGAGGUCCGAACGUUAGAAAAGGCAUGGAAGCCAGCAGAAGCAGAGAAAUCAAUUCAACCCACAGACAUGUUUGAGCAUCCUUCUGGAGAAUCCAAACCCAUCAAAACAGUGAUGACCAAUGGAAUCGCAGGAAUUGGAAAAACUUUCCUUGUCCAGAAGUUUGUUUUGGACUGGGCUGAAAAAAGAUCCAAUCAAGAUGUGCAUCUGAUUUUCCCCUUCACCUUCCGUCAGCUGAAUCCUCUGAAGGGAGAAAAGUUCAGUUUGGCAGAGCUCAUUCAUGAAUGCAUCCCAGAAACUGUAGGCAUCCCACAGGAGGCUCUUAAUUACAUCUUUACAGAUGUUCAGUCAUCAGGAAUCACCAACUAUGACAAGAGUAAAUUCAAACUUCUGUUUGUGUUUGAUGGGCUGGAUGAGAGCCGCCUUCAUCUCGACCUUCAUUCUGAAGACAUUCGCUCUGUCGAUGUAACAAAGGCAACAGUAACAGAUGUCCUGCUAAGAAAACUCAUUAAUGGAAAACUGUUAUGCUCUGCUCGCAUCUGGAUAACCACACGGCCUGCAGCGGCCAAUCAGAUCCCCCAAGAGUUUAUAAACAGCAUCACAGAGGUCAGAGGGUUCACUGAGCCCCGGAAGGAGGAGUAUUUCAGGAAGAGAUUCAAAGGUGAGGAACAGGCCAACAGGAUUGUCUCCCACAUCAAAACAUCACGAAGUCUCCUAAUCCUGUGUAACAUCCCAGUCUUCUGCUGGAUCACUGCAACAGUUCUGGAGGAUGUGUUGAAAACCAGAGAGGGAGGAGAGCUGCCCAAGACUCUGACUGAGAUGUACGCAGAGUUCCUGAUGUUUCAGAUUGAUCGGACAAAAGAAAAGUAUGGCCCAGAGAAGAGCAUUCAAUACAUUACGUCAUUAGCAAAACUGGCCUUUGAGCAGCUGGAAAAGGGCAACCUGAUCUUCUAUGAGAAGGAUCUGAGAGAGAGCAGCAUUGACUUUGUCUCAGCAUGUGGAGGAGUUUCCACAGAGAUCUUUAAAGAGGAGCGAGGGAGGAAAGGGAAAGACAAGAUGUUCAGCUUCGUCCAUCUGAGUGUUCAGGAUUUUCUGGCUGCUUUUUAUGUGAAGAUGUCUCUAAUAAACAGCAACAAAAAUGUGAUGCCUUUACCACGAAUGUCUCUGAAAAACCUUCGACUCCUUUUUAGCAAAACAUCUUCGAAGAAGAUCCACAGGAUUUCCAUUGACAGGGCCUUAAAGAGUCCAAAUGGAAGCCUGGAUUUGUUCCUUCGCUUCCUUCUGGGUCUUUCACUGCAGACCAACCAGGAGAAACUACAGAACUUGUUGAUCAAGACGGACAGUAACCCACUGGCCAAUCAGAAAACAGCCCAGUACAUCAAGAAGAAGCUCAGUGAGAAUCUGUCUCCAGAGAGAAGCAUCAAUCUGUUCCACUGUCUGAAUGAGCUAAAUGAUUCUUCUCUAGUGGAGGAGAUCCAACAGUCCCUGAGAUCAGGAAGGCUCUCCACAGAAAAACUAUCUCUUGCUCAGUGGUCAGCUCUGGUCUUCAUCUUGCUGUCAUCGGAAGAAGAUUUGGGCGUGUUUGAUCUGAAGAAAUACUCAGUUUUUGCUUCAGAGGAUGCUUUUCUGAGACUGCUACCAAUAACGAAAGAAGCCAGCAAAGUUCUGCUGAGUGCAUGCAAUCUGUCAAAGAGAAGCUGUUCAGCUCUAUCCUCAGCUCUUAGCUCUGAGCCAUCCAGCAUGCGAGAACUGGACCUGAGUAACAACGACCUGCACGAUUCAGGAGUGAAGCUGUUGUCUAUUGGGCUGGGGAGUCCAAGCUGUACACUGGAGAAACUCAACCUGUCAGGCUGUAUGAUCUCAGGGAAGGGCUGUACUUCUCUAGCCACAGCUUUGAGAGCCAACCCCUACCAUCUGAGUGAGCUGGACCUGAGCUACAACCAUCCAGGAGACACCGCCACCAAGCUGCUUUCUGCUGGAGUGGAGCAUCAACACUGGAAGCUUAAAAUUCUCAGGCUGGAGCAUGGUGGAGAGCAGAGGCUGAAACCUGGUUUGAAGAAAUAUUUCUGCGAACUCACACUGGACACAAGCACAGCCAACAGAAACCUCAAGCUGUCCGACAACAACAGGAAAGUGACGGCACUGUCGACGCAGGAGCCUUACGCCCAGCACGCAGAGAGGUUUGACUUCUGCCUUCAACUGCUGUGCAAGCACGGUGUGACUGGUCGCUGUUACUGGGAGGUGGAGUGGAAAGGAGUGGUGGAUAUCGCAGUCAGUUACAGAGGAAUCAGAAGGAGAGGAGACAGUAUCGACUGCAAGUUUGGAUGCAACGGUCAGUCGUGGAGUCUGAUGUGCUCUGAUGUUGAUCACUACUCUGUGUGGCACAACAACACAAGGAAAGACAUCUCCUCCUCCUCCUUCUCCUCUGUCUCUAACAGAGCAGGAGUGUAUGUGGACUGGCCUGCGGGCACACUGUCCUUCUACAGAAUCUGCUUUGGCUCAAGGACCCUCCUCCACACCUUCCACACCACAUUCACUGAACCCCUUUAUCCUGGGUUUGGGUUCUGCACAUUGUUGUUCGGUUCUUCUGUGUUUCUGAGUUCUCCGUAGAAACGAGAGUCUGGGCUUAUGUCGAAAAGCGACUUGAUGUUUGACUCACUGUGACGUGAAGUCAGCGCCUUUAUGCUCCGGGUGGCUGAAUAUGUAGGCGUGUUCUUGUUAUCGUACUUUCUCACUGACGUGUCUUUGAACUUGUGUGUGUUUUGCUAUGUUUCUAUGUUUUUGUAAAUCAGGCCGCUGAAACGAGCCCACUGGGUUCAUAAAUAACUUAAAUCUUCUGGACACAGCUGGUCGUUGUGCUCACGAGCAACACCACCGACCUAACCCCUAACCCCUAACCCUAACCCAAAAUUAUUGUCUGAAGGCAAA
This is a messenger RNA of Maylandia zebra (zebra mbuna), 3966 nucleotides long. Its product is annotated as NLR family CARD domain-containing protein 3-like. Gene Ontology annotation, molecular function: protein binding. Lineage: Eukaryota; Metazoa; Chordata; Actinopteri; Cichliformes; Cichlidae. The record is from RefSeq and is a predicted model, not a curated record.